Messenger RNA from Rotaria sp. Silwood2, 2640 nucleotides. Lineage: Eukaryota; Metazoa; Rotifera; Eurotatoria; Philodinida; Philodinidae. The record is from the annotation of a GenBank genome assembly.
AUGCCAGAUACAGGUGCGAUGGCAUCAACUGUAUCAAAUCAACUUCCACCACGUACAACAACAAGUCAUCGAUGGCCUAGAAAAUGGGCAACACUUGGUGGACGUGGUACACCAUCAACACCAAUACCUUCAACAAUUAAUAAUGCUUCUGAAUUUACUGAGAAAAGCAAUGGUCAUCAUAUGAAUGGUAAUGGUCAUCAUCAACGAUAUUCAACAUCAUUAUUUCGUAAAUCAUCAACAAUAAGUCGAACAAAUGGUGGUACAACAAUAAAUAAUUCCGAUCUAAAUAAUGAAACUCCAUCAUUAAAAAAAUCUCGUUCAUUAAUAAAUGUUUUACGUUCAAAACUAAAUUCACCAGCUGUACUUCGUCGUUUUCGUACAAAAUCACGUGAAAAUACAAAACAAAUUAUAACAGAAAUAAAUCAUGAUGAUAAAAAUACUACUACUAUUACUAAUAAUAAUAAUAAUCAUAAUGAUUAUCAUGAAAAAAAUUCAACACAAUUAAUAAAUGAUGAUAAUAAAAAAAUACGUAAACGUGAUCCAUCACCAAUGAAACGUUUUACAAGUCGUUUAGCUCAAUUAACACGUAGUUCAACACAUACAUCUAUUGAAAAUGAACAACAUACACGAAAAUCUCCAUCACCACCAAUACAUAAUAAAGAUCAAGUUGAUCAUAUAAAUGCGUGUUAUGAUGAAAUUCGUGCUAAAUAUUUUGAUAAAAAUAAUAAUAAUACAAAACAAAAUACAUUACCGAAUUUAUCUCAACAACAUUCAAAUGUUGUUCCAUUAACAAAUGAACGUUUUAAAGAUAUUCUAUCAACAACAACAGCAUCAUCAAUUGAAUAUUAUGAACGUCCAAAUAAUGAUAUACAUAAUCGUUCAUUAAGUACAAUAUCAAUGAAUGGUUCAUUAUUUAGUCAUGAUUUUUUAAAUAAUUCUCAACAAGUUGCUCAAUCAUCAUCACCACCAAUACCAUCCGAUGAUCCAUUACUUCAAGCACGUAAACAAUCAAAUAUUAAAUUAAAUUGUAUGUUAAGUGGUUAUGGUUUUACAACACCAUUUGGUAAUCAUGAAAAAUCCUUAGGUCAACAUGAUAUAUUUAAAUUUCAUCAUUAUCAUGAUGUUGGAAAAAGAAAAUUUGAUUUUAAUUUUACAAAUAAUAAUAAUAGAAUGUAUUCAAGUUUAAGAACACGACCAAUGAGUAGAAGUAUUGAUAGUUUUAGACGAGCAACAACUACAAUUGAAAAUGAAAUAAUACCAACAAAUUCAACAGGUAAAUUACAUGAAGAGAUACUUGAACUAGAUGGUUUUUUAUCGAUUGAAAAAUAUUUUAUAGAUGAGCAGGCUCAAUUAUCUGAUACUUUUAUUGAAUCCGAUAAUGAUUUACUUAUUGACGAUGAAAAUUCAUCGAAUGUUCUCAUUGAUAAUGAACUUGUCAUACGUGAAGACGGUGAUAUAAUAGAAUCUGAACCGAAAGUAUAUUCAUCAAAAGUUCAUGUUACACCAGCAGCUUGUCUUCAUGUAAAAACAUUUAUUUCAACAUCUUCGAAUGUAUCUCAUACAAAUGAAAAUUUAUCAAAUGGAAAAACAUAUGAUGAAAAUGAUGAUCAAUUUGAAAAAAAUUUUUUACGUGCUGUUGAUCGAGCACUUGGUGUUGUUAAUAAAGAUGAAAAUCAUUUAUUACAACCAGUUUAUGAUUUACCAAUGAAUAAUGAUAAUUCAAAUAUGAAUCUUGUUGAAAUUACUGAACGUGCACUCUCAACAUUUAAUAAUACACAUAUUCUUAUGGAAGAUAAACAAAAAAAUGAACAAAUUGAUAAUGAACCUCGUAUUGAUGGUGCUGAAUCACCCAAUGUUGAAUUAUUCGAUCGUACUGGUGAACUUUUUGAUACGGAAAAUGUUCAUUGGCAAUCAUCAGCUGUUUAUGAUCAUCAACCACCGAUAACAAAUAAUGAACAAGAUAAAUUAAUUGUUAAUGGUAAUGAUGAAAACUCAAUUGAUGAUCAUGUAUUGUCAAUUGUUGAUGAUUUAACACGAAAAACUCAUGAAUUUUUACUCGAUGAAUCACAGAAUGGCCAACAAUUCUUGGCCAUAUUGGACAAUGAAGAGAAGACGAUUAAAUCAAAAGCAGACGGUUAUAAUAAACUUCUUCAAACUGAUGAUAGCCGUCUAAAUGAUGAUGUUCGGUCUGAUAUUAAUGCUGUGAUCGGUGAAGUUAAUUUAUUACUUAAAGGUAAACUUAAACAAUUUCGUGGUUUAUGUCAAGCAAAUGUAUCAAAAUCAAACACAUCUGCUGGUGAACCAACACCACUUGAUAGUGAUCUUGAAGGUUUUUGGGAUAUCACAUAUCCAUUAAUUGAUAAAGUUAAGAUCAAAUUUACAAAACUUGAUGCACGUAAAGCUAAACAAUGGGCUUCAAUUGAAGAUGAAUACGAUCCAAAUGAUGUUAAUAAUCGACCUCGAAUUAUUGACGAACGUCUUAAACAACUUCAACCUCAUCAAAAUAAAUCAAAAAUAUCAACAAAACCAGCUAAUGAUGAUUUAAAAAAAUUAAUUCAAGAACGACGAAAAGCAGCUGCUAAUGUAUCGAAUACAGCUAAUCAAAAUCAUGACAUAGAAAUAUUCGUUACACAUAAAUAA